Drepanopeziza brunnea f. sp. 'multigermtubi' MB_m1 is the source of this 1068-nucleotide messenger RNA. RefSeq lists its product as uncharacterized. Gene Ontology annotation, molecular function: MAP kinase activity; ATP binding. Gene Ontology annotation, cellular component: nucleus; cytoplasm. NCBI's taxonomy places the organism in Eukaryota, Fungi, Ascomycota, Leotiomycetes, Helotiales, Drepanopezizaceae. Gene Ontology annotation, biological process: intracellular signal transduction; protein phosphorylation. The record is from RefSeq and is a predicted model, not a curated record.
AUGACUUCGAGAGCGCCCAAUCCCGCCUCGGGAUCGCGGAAGAUCAGCUUCAAUGUGAGCGAGCAGUAUGAUAUCCAGGAUGUCGUCGGUGAGGGUGCUUAUGGUGUUGUUUGCUCGGCGCUCCACAAGCCUUCUGGCCAGAAGGUUGCUAUCAAGAAGAUCACCCCCUUCGACCACUCCAUGUUCUGCCUGCGCACACUGCGCGAGAUGAAGCUGUUGCGGUACUUCAACCACGAAAAUAUAAUCUCCAUCCUCGACAUCCAAAAGCCUCGAAGCUAUGACACCUUUACCGAGGUCUACCUCAUCCAGGAGCUGAUGGAGACCGAUAUGCACCGUGUUAUCCGCACGCAGGACCUCUCCGAUGACCACUGCCAAUACUUCAUCUACCAGACCCUGCGAGCUCUUAAGGCCAUGCACUCCGCCAACGUCCUUCACAGAGAUCUAAAGCCCUCUAACCUGCUCCUCAACGCCAACUGCGAUCUCAAGGUCUGCGACUUCGGCCUGGCUCGUUCUGCUGCCUCCCAAGAGGACAACUCUGGUUUCAUGACCGAAUACGUUGCUACACGAUGGUACCGUGCUCCGGAAAUCAUGUUGACCUUCAAGGAAUACACCAAGGCGAUUGAUGUCUGGUCCGUUGGAUGCAUUCUUGCUGAGAUGUUGAGCGGCAAGCCGUUAUUCCCUGGAAAAGAUUACCAUCACCAACUCACCCUCAUCCUCGAUGUCCUCGGGACCCCGACAAUGGAGGACUACUACGGCAUCAAGUCCCGCCGCGCCCGCGAGUACAUCCGCUCCCUCCCGUUCAAAAAGAAGGUCCCCUUCAAGCAGAUGUUCCCCAAGACCUCCGACUUGGCUCUUGACCUUCUUGAGAAGCUUCUCGCCUUCAAUCCAGUUAAGCGUAUCACCGUCGACGAGGCUCUGCAACACCCUUACCUCGAGCCAUACCACGACCCUGAGGAUGAGCCUACUGCAAGCCCGAUUCCAGAGGAGUUCUUUGAUUUUGACAAGAACAAGGACAACUUGACCAAGGAGCAGCUGAAAGAGUUGAUUUUCAACGAGAUCAUGAGAUAA